Messenger RNA from Geodia barretti, 324 nucleotides. NCBI's taxonomy places the organism in Eukaryota, Metazoa, Porifera, Demospongiae, Tetractinellida, Geodiidae. The record is from the annotation of a GenBank genome assembly.
CUGCUGAAACCCUCUCAUCUCCCAAGAACCGGAGGCAGUGGUACAGAACAGAAGUCUAGCAGGGGAGGCGGGCCAAAGAAACAGACAGGUGGAUCGUGGAAGCCAGAGAGAAGGCAGAGAGAGAGAAAGGAGAGUGAGGAGGAGGACGAUGAGGACGGGAUGAAGAGGAGAGCCAGUGAGUAUCUGCAGGCAGCCCAAGAGGAGGGAGACAAAAGACAGUCGUUCAUGAGAGAUGUAAACUUCUUCACAGACAUAAACCUUGACAUGACCACGCAGACAGAACUCUGAAACCUAUACAUACACCACCCUCAUUCGUUCACCACC